Molecule: messenger RNA, 2610 nt
Organism: Acanthopagrus latus (yellowfin seabream)
Lineage: Eukaryota; Metazoa; Chordata; Actinopteri; Spariformes; Sparidae
Gene: xxylt1
Product: xyloside xylosyltransferase 1
Exons: 5
Coding region: 590-1807 (405 amino acids)
Molecular function (GO): UDP-xylosyltransferase activity
Source: RefSeq, a predicted model, not a curated record
GUGGGUGUGGCUAAGGUUGCGUCACAGUAUUUUGUUGCUAGCUCGCGGUUUCUGCAAAGAGGCUUUUUUGGCGUUUUUUUUCUUCUCGAAAUCUCAAAGCCGUGCACAUACCGUCGUAAAUUAACAGGCACACACGCAUGCAGAGCCACGUCGGUAUUCUUAAACAGUCAGACAGCUCUGUUGUGUGCUCCGGUUCAACAAAUAGCAGCGGAGGACAACUCAACGACACACGUCUUGGCGCAAAGUCGUCGCUUGCUAAGUUAGCAUCCUCGUUUGCAGCUGGCCAUGUCAACAGGUUGCUCCGAUGUUUCUGACUGCAGAGAUUGCAGUUGUAGAGAAUUCAAGCAGCGUUAACAGUGUCGGUGCAUUUCAGUGUGACGUUUGCUAGCGUGCUGUUGCAUGAAGUGGAGGAUUUACUGACGUUAACAACUCAGGGCAGCUUAAUCCCCCCGAGCAAGCUGUCAAGAUGCAACUGCAGAGAUCAACAACAUGAGACGGGAAAAUGCUGGACCAAAAAUAACUCAAAGGACACCCGAUGGUGAAUAUUUUCCAAUGUUGACCCCCAUUCUCAUGACACCAGCAGGGAGAUAUGGGCAUCCUCAGACUGGUAGCCAGAAUCAUGGGUAGGAUCAGUACUUUCAGGUCCUAUCAGUUUGUGCUUCUCCUGGCUGCCGCACUAGCUGUUGUAGCUUUUUACUACUUUGGCUCAGAGCGGCAGAACUUCUCCAGCACCACAAAGAGGAUCAAACAGAGCCAGGCCAGCCACAACACCAACAGGAACGAUGCAGACCUGACCGUGGACACUGGGCUCUCACAACCUGCUGGAUCUGAGGAGCAUGAAGGAGAAGAGCAGCGCAAUGUGGGCGGAGAGAGCAAGGGAUUUGGGUCCAAGACGGGGGACGGUGACGACGGUGUCCAUCGCUACCACGCACUCAUGAUGUUCACCAAGGUGGACAAGAGCCGCAGCCUGCAGGACAAGUUCAGGGUGGCGAUGUUGUCUAUGGUUAAACACGGACGCUUCCUGGAAGGAGAGGUGUUGGUGCUUCAUUUUGUGAGCGACCCGGCCAGCAAAGACAUGGGAGAGAGGAUGCUGCAGGAGUUUCUCCUUGAUGCAACGUUUAAGUAUGAGGUGUUGUUCCAUGACGUGGUGGCUCUCACACAGAAGCUGUUCCCCAUCGUGGAGGCCAUGCAGAAGCACUUCAGCGCUGGCUCUGGGGCGUACUACAGUGAUGCCAUCUUCUUCCUAUCAGUUGCCAUGCAUCACAUAAUGCCUGAAGGUCUGACGCGCAUUGUGCAACUUGACCUGGAUCUGAAAUACAGGACCAACAUCAGGGACCUUUUCCAAGAAUUUGACCGGUUUCCUCCAGGAGCCGUGAUAGGCAUCACCAGAGAGAUGCAGCCAGUCUACAGACACACCUUCUGGCAGUAUCGUAAGGAGAACCCUCAGACCAGAGUUGGUGAACCUCCUCCCGACGGCCUCCCAGGCUUCAACAGCGGCGUGAUGUUAUUAGACCUCGGUGCUAUGAGGGCCUCAGCUCUCUACAACCAACUGUUGGAGCCCGGCAAUGUGGCCAAACUAGCAGAUCAGUAUCGCUUCAGGGGCCACCUGGGCGACCAGGACUUCUUCACCAUGAUCGGCAUGGAGCAUCCUGAACUGUUUUAUUCCCUCGCCUGUGGCUGGAACCGGCAGCUGUGUACCUGGUGGAGGGAUCACGGAUACGGAGAUGUGUUUCAGCUGUAUUAUCGCUGUGGUGGGCCAGUCUAUAUCUACCAUGGGAACUGUAACUCCCCCAUACCAGAUGACUGAUGCUGGAACUGAAAAGAAGUCUAUGACAUCUACAGUUUAGUGAAAGGGAAACAUUUUACAUUGUACUGUCAGUGUAGUCACAGACUCCGCCCCCUGCUGGCCAAGGGGCGUCUGAAGGGACCACUUACCCUUGUUGCUACAAACGUGGUGCUCAUCUGUGUCAUUUUAGAGUCAAUUUUGGCAUUCAAGCCAAAAAGCAGCUUUUCUUACAGCUAGGGCUGCAACUAACAAAUAUUGUUAAUGUUGAUUUAUCUGUUGAUUAGUUGAUUGGUUUGGUCUAUCAAAUGGUUAUUCAGGAUUUACCAAAACCCAAUAUGACGUUCUCAAAUGUUUAAUUUUGCCCACGACCAAAAUAUAUUCAGUUCGCUGUCAUGGAAGAGAAAAGAACUCGAAGAAGCUGGAAUCAAAGAAUUUUACCUUUUUUUUCUUCUGUACUUACAGAAAUGCAAGAAGCUGCAACAGUGUGGAAAUGUUUCUUCAGGUACUGAGAUGAUGAAAAGAAGAAAGCUGUUGACUGUACAAAUUCACUGCUCAAAUCACCAUGUAAUCACACCGUAUCAUCAGGUGCCUAAUGUCAGUAUGAAUGCGGCCAAAUGCAUCCUACAUUGUCAGUGUUUAGUAAUUUGUCUUGUCAUGGGCUUCUUUAUUAACGUUCAAGAAAUUCUGGUGUCAUGUUGAGGAGGAUCCACUAUCCUUUUACACAGAGUGGCUGUAUGUUUGAGUUGAGGAUUCACAAAGAAUUCAUAAUGCUAACAAAUGUUACCUGCAAUGAAUAAAGGGGUCAGCAAAUGUGGUAAUUGGCA